This is a messenger RNA of Felis catus (domestic cat), 2213 nucleotides long. It is a transcript of the gene MED29, whose product is annotated as mediator complex subunit 29. The record is from RefSeq and is a predicted model, not a curated record. The coding region runs from base 148 to 750 and encodes 200 amino acids. Lineage: Eukaryota; Metazoa; Chordata; Mammalia; Carnivora; Felidae. The transcript has 4 exons. Gene Ontology annotation, cellular component: mediator complex. Gene Ontology annotation, molecular function: transcription coregulator activity; transcription factor binding. Gene Ontology annotation, biological process: regulation of transcription by RNA polymerase II.
AAGUGCGGGUAGUCAUUCUUUCCCCCCAUUGGCUGACUUGCUUGGGAGGAGGAGCUAACGAGCAAACAGGGCCUGGAAACACAGAAGCUAGAAAGAAACCGGGAGAGACACGCCUGUGGCGUAUUUCCGGCGCGCUAAGCGAGGAAGAUGGCUGCGUCCCAGCAGCAGGCUGCUGCGGCUUCGUCCGCUGCAGGUGUGUCGGGUCCGGGUUCGUCUGGUGGCCCGGGUCCCCAGCAGCAGCCGCAACCACCAGCACAGCUAGUGGGGCCUGCCCAGAGCGGGCUUUUGCAGCAACAGCAACAGGAUUUCGAUCCAGUGCAGCGUUAUAAGAUGCUCAUCCCACAGUUGAAGGAGAGCCUGCAGACCUUGAUGAAAGUCGCAGCCCAGAACUUGAUUCAGAACACUAACAUUGACAACGGACAAAAGAGCAGUGACGGACCUAUACAGCGCUUUGACAAGUGUCUGGAGGAGUUCUACGCACUCUGUGACCAGCUGGAGCUCUGCCUGCGCCUGGCACAUGAGUGCCUGUCCCAGAGUUGCGACAGCGCCAAGCACUCUCCAACGCUGGUGCCCACAGCCACCAAACCGGACGCUGUGCAGCCUGACAGCCUGCCCUACCCGCAGUACCUGGCAGUCAUCAAAGCCCAGAUUGCCUGUGCCAAGGACAUUCACACCGCUCUGCUGGACUGUGCCAACAAGGUCACGGGCAAGACACCUGCACCACCUACAGGCCCUGGGGGCACCCUGUGAGCUGGCAGGGCUGGGAGUGGGGCAGGCCGUAGGGGAAGGGGACCGGGAGGGAAUGAAGAGUGACUUCAAAGCCGCCUUGUCUUUGACUUUUCUUCCCGCCGGAGCACUGUGGCCACAGCCAGCAGGGGGCAGCAGAGGCUAGCAGGGAGCUUGCAGGGCGGGGCCUUGCUCGCCCAGGGGCCUGCUGUCCUCCCUAGCCCAGGAUGCACUUUGGACUGCUUGUUGAUGACCUCUUCCAGGGGCUCUCCCCAGCCUGGCCUGGGCGAGGAUCCCUGACCUCUCCCUCUCCUUCAAUCCUUCCUGCUUCUGUCCCAGUUUGGGGGUGGUCUCUCUGAUUUUGUUCCCUUUUCUAGCUGUCCUGUAUGUUUCUAAGGCAUGUGUCUGUUUCUCUCUCUCUCUCUCUCUCUCUCUCUCUCUCUCUCUCUCUCUCUCUCUUAUUUUUUCACUUUCUCUCUCUCUCUCUUUUGGCCAUUUUCUCUCUCUCUCUCUCUCUGUCUCUCUGCCCUUCUGUGUUCCUGUCUCCCUGUCUCUCUGUCUCUGACCAUCUCUAUCCUAGCCCCCUUUUGCUGUCUUCUGCCCCCAAUUCCUAACUGGAACUCUGUCUAUUAUGAAGGAGGCCAGAUUCUGGGAGCCCUAGGUUAACUGGGGCUAGGGGAAGCAGUUUCAUUUCCAGGGGCCACAACCAAGUCCAGGGAUCCCCAACACUUCCAAUGUCAACCCAGCCCCCAGGGUCCUCAGCCAAGGAAAGGGGAAGUGAAAGGGUUCUAGGCCCUGACCUCAGCAUGCCUGGUCUGGGAGCAACUCACUCCCCCACCCGAACCUGGAGCCUGCGUCAGCAGCACUCAAACUAGGGGCGUUGUGCAAUCCGUGGUGAAGCCUGGUCCAGCUGGAUGCCUGGGUCCCUGUAUUUUUAGCCCCAAAGGAGAAGUGAAAAGGGCCCAGUAGGGGUGAAUCAUCAGUCCUGGGGAAGAACCCAGGCGCCUGGGCCCCAGCUCCGGGAAACAGGCCUUGGGGAGGGGGCUUCAGGGAGGGAGGAGCCCACCAGGCUCUCCACUUCCCCAAGAACGAGAGCUUCCAGAGCUCAGCCAUGGCUUUCAGGCCUGGGCAAGCCCAAGCUCAGCUGUUGGGGUGUGAAAGGCUCAAGUGAGUCAGCCGGGUUGUGGGACUGCCCCACCCAACACCUUUUGUGCCCUGGUUCUUGUGUCACUGCCCAGAUGUGUCCUAGACCCCACAUCUGUAAGGAAACCCUGGGACUGUGAAGACCUGUGAUUCACCCAGAGCCCAAGUCCCCACACUAGAGUCCUGGGAAAUGGCCAGCCCUGUGUGUGUGUGUGUGAACACAUCCUAGAAAGUUCCUUUCUUGAAGUGCCUGGCAUGUCGGGCUGACCCUCAGGAAGGGCAGUGGAGGUCUCGGGCACUAGUUGAUGAUGCUAUCUACAGGAAUAAAUCUAACACAAAUGCAA